AUGAACAUCACACUCAUUACCACCUUUCUCUCUGUCUCUCUUUCUCUCUAUCUCUCUCUACCUCUCUCUCUCUCUCUCUCUCUCACUCUCUCUCUCUCUCUCUCUAUCGGUCGGUCUGUCUGUCUGUCUGUCUGUCUGUCUGUCUGUCUCUCUCUCUCUCUCUCUCUCUCUCUAUCUAUCUAUCUAUCUAUCUCACUCUUCGUAUCUAUCUACCUCAGGUAUUUCAUUAGCCAUCUCUCUCCCUCUCUUUCUCUCUCUCUCUCUCUCUCUGCAUCACACUACUCUCUUUGUAAAUAUAUUUCACCCUCUGCGUAUCAAAAAUCUCUCUCUCUCUCUCUCUCUCUAUCUAUCUAUCUAUCUAUCUAUCUAUCUAUCUAUAUACAUAUAUAUAUAUAUAUGUAUCACUGUCUUCGUAACUAUCUUCCUCUUCGUUUCAAAUCCACUCCUACGUAUCGAUCUAUCACCCGCUUCAUAUCACAAUUACUCUCUUCAUCUUUCUUUCUUUCUUUCUCUCUCUCUCUCUCUCUCUCUAUAUAUAUAUAUAUAUAUAUAUACAAAACUAUCUGUCUGUUUAUCUAUCUAUCUAUCUAUCUAUCUAUCUAUUUACUUCUUCGUAUCUCACUCACUCUCUUCCUAUGUCUUCUUAAUUCAUGUUCUUUAAUUUCUCUCUCCCCCUCUCUCUAUCUCUUUCCCUCUCCCUUCCUCUCUUUCCUCUUCCCCCUCUCUCUCUCUCCUCACUCCAUCUCUCACUCCGUCUCUCUCCCAUUCUCUUCCGCUCUCACUCCCUCUCUCUCUUAA
Messenger RNA from Acanthosepion pharaonis, 798 nucleotides. The record is from the annotation of a GenBank genome assembly. Lineage: Eukaryota; Metazoa; Mollusca; Cephalopoda; Sepiida; Sepiidae.